AAUGUUACGCGAUAAGAAAUCAUCCCUGCUUGCAGCUGCCUCAAACGAAAUAAAAUAUGUAUUCUAGUUUUCGCUAGCGAAGACAAAGAAAAUGGAAAACGAGGGCAGCACACGUACAAGACGGCUCGAAGAGUUUGAUUGCCGGGAUAAACUAAAACUAAUCAAGUCGGUCGAAAAGAGGACACUCAUUUGGGAUGUGGCGAAUAAAAAACACUUUGAUAGCAAUGCACUGAGAAGCGCAUGGGCCGCUGUAGGCUCUGAGAUGAAUAAAGAUGUCUUUAGCUGUAAGAACGCUUGGAAAUCGUUGAGGGACAGCUACCGGUACCAUAUGAAGAUGGUUGCGAAGGGGAAAACGACAGUGAAUAAUGGAGACGCCGACUGGGAUCCUUUAGCUGACGCUAAGACUAGGGACAACAUCAGCGGCAGAUGGCGGUUCGCUCCACACAUGGAAUUCUUGUAUCAAUCAGUCCAGAAUCGCCCCUUGGCGCCAGUUUCUACCGUUUUUGUGGGAAAAGUUGUUAAACCGAAGGCUAGCCCCAGUCCGCAAGGUAUGUCCAUGCCGCCGGCUAUACCCUCUCCCCAGGCUAGGAUUCCUCCUCAGGCCAGAGCCGCUUCCCAGACUAGGCCCGCUCCACAGAUGAGGCCCAUAUGCGCAUACUGGGAGUCGGAGUUGAACAAGUUGGCGCCAGAAGAUGCAGAGACAGUGGAGCAGAAAAUGACGCGGCUGCUAUGGUCCGAGACACAGGCUUUGAGACUCAAUGCCUACCUUAAGGAGGAAGACCCGGAUAUGUACAGUUUAGAAUAAACCUAAACAUAAAUAAUAUUAGCAAAUAUCAUUGUGACGCCAGCUAGCGUACUCGAACUUCGGUAUUAUAUUGCUGUAGAAAAUACCAACUGGUGUUAUUACAUCAGUAUGUAGUUGCCAUAUAAGAACGGUGUAAUAUCCAUUUAGUUAAGUGGACAUGUUUGGUGACAUUUUUUGUUAAAACCAUUAUUUUAUAAGCAAAACAAUAUAAGUAAGUCAUUAAGCUUAAUGAAAACCUUGAAAAUAAAUGAUUCAUCUAUUGUAUAAGAGUAAGUGUUCAUUGCUGAGGCUCCCAGCAGACUAGUAAUAUCAAACCGAAUUUCAAAACAACAA
Molecule: messenger RNA, 1138 nt
Organism: Drosophila guanche
Lineage: Eukaryota; Metazoa; Arthropoda; Insecta; Diptera; Drosophilidae
Exons: 3
Coding region: 92-805 (237 amino acids)
Biological process (GO): regulation of transcription by RNA polymerase II
Cellular component (GO): nucleus; transcription regulator complex
Source: RefSeq, a predicted model, not a curated record